Messenger RNA from Chanos chanos (milkfish), 1067 nucleotides. It is a transcript of the gene imp4, whose product is annotated as IMP U3 small nucleolar ribonucleoprotein 4. Lineage: Eukaryota; Metazoa; Chordata; Actinopteri; Gonorynchiformes; Chanidae. Gene Ontology annotation, cellular component: Mpp10 complex; small-subunit processome; nucleolus. Bases 35 to 910 code for a protein of 291 amino acids. Gene Ontology annotation, molecular function: rRNA primary transcript binding; snoRNA binding. The record is from RefSeq and is a predicted model, not a curated record. Gene Ontology annotation, biological process: rRNA processing. The transcript has 9 exons.
UAUUAGCACGUGUGAACAGAGGAGAAUCUACAAAAUGCUGCGUCGGGAGAUCAGGCUGAGGAAGGAGUAUCUAUAUCGGAAGGCGCAAGAGGAUAGACUGCGCUCUAUUGAGGACAAAAAACAAAAACUCAAAUCUUCUUUGGAUGAGAACCGUCUCAUCCCGACUGAGGUGCGUAAAGAAGCGUUGCAGCUGCAGAAACUGUUGGAAUUUGACGAUGAGGGCGGAGAAGGUGUCAGCUCCCACAUGGAUGAUGAAUAUAAAUGGGCCGGAGUGGAGGACCCUAAAGUCAUGGUCACAACAUCCAGAGACCCCAGCUCAAGGCUUAAGAUGUUUGCCAAGGAAGUAAAGCUGCUGUUUCCAGGAGCACAGCGUAUGAACAGAGGAAAUCAUGAAGUUAACACGUUGGUACAUGCCUGUAAAGCCAACAGUGUCACUGAUCUGGUUAUCGUGCAGGAAACAAGAGGACAGCCAGAUGGGCUUGUUGUGUGCCACCUGCCGUUUGGGCCUACGGCCUACUUCACUCUGUACAAUGUAGUGAUGCGACAUGACGUCCCAGACAUAGGCACAAUGUCGGAAGCUUUUCCACACCUGAUCUUCCACAGCUUCACCUCCCGCCUGGGCAAACGGGUGUCAAACAUCCUGAAGUAUCUGUUCCCUGUACCCAAAGAAGAUAGCAGGAGGGUAAUUACAUUUGCCAACAAAGAUGACUUCAUCUCCUUCAGACACCACACAUAUAAGAAAACAGAUCACAAAAAUAUUGAGUUGACAGAAGUGGGGCCCCGAUUUGAAAUGAAAUUGUACAUGAUCAAGCUGGGUACCUUGGAGAACGAGAACACCGCUGACGUGGAGUGGCGACACCACGCAUACACGCGCACAGCCAAAAAGAAGAAGUUCCUUAGCGUGGAAUGAACGAAACGCUCAUUCUCACAGUGAUGAGAGUUUAGCUAAGCGCUGGGUUAGAGGAACAGCCCGCCUAAGGCACGGAGACCUUACUCUGCACUGAAUUGUCUCAGUGCAAUUAAUGACUGUGCACACACUUUUUGCAUGUCCUACAUCAAAGCAAUCA